GAUUUAUAAUCUGUCAACUCAGCUCCCAAAAAGGAAAGUCACAUCUUUAUAAGGUGAAAGAAAAUGGCAGAUACUGGUAAAGACUACAUCACAAAUAGUGCUGAUCCUAAGAACAUUCAGGAUUUAACGCAAUUUGUCCAGAACCUCCUACAACAGAUGCAGGAUAAAUUCCAGGGAAUGUCGGACCAGAUUAUCAAUAGGAUUGAUGAAAUGGGGAAUCGCAUUGAUGAUUUGGAGAAAAACAUUGCCGACCUAAUGACGCAGGCGGGAGUGGAAGAUCGCGCGUAAUAUCCCAACAUUCCAUAUUUCGUGUGUGGUUUUAGAUGUGUGCCUUAGUGAUCAGUGUUUCUGCACCCACCAUUAGUUCAUCUCGCUGAACAACUGGAACCAAAAAUCAUGAAUGCACUAAUUUAUGUUUUGAAAAUAAGAACAUUUUACAUUAUAGGGAUUUGGUAUACAUGUCAGCAUAAUUUCCACAACCAUCAAGCUUAAUUGCAUUACAUGUUCAGUGAGAGCUAUACAAUAUGAACAAUGAUGUAAAAUUUAUCUGACCUGUUCAGACCAUUGUGAUAAGUGUAAUAUUAUUUAUUCUAUUUUGUGUUUUAUUCAUGUAAAAACAUUACAAAUAUAUUAUAGUUUUUUA
This is a messenger RNA of Saccostrea cuccullata (small rock oyster), 643 nucleotides long. Its product is annotated as heat shock factor-binding protein 1-like. Gene Ontology annotation, cellular component: cytosol; nucleus. The transcript has 3 exons. Gene Ontology annotation, molecular function: transcription corepressor activity. Bases 64 to 288 code for a protein of 74 amino acids. Gene Ontology annotation, biological process: cellular heat acclimation. Lineage: Eukaryota; Metazoa; Mollusca; Bivalvia; Ostreida; Ostreidae. The record is from RefSeq and is a predicted model, not a curated record.